Messenger RNA from Rubroshorea leprosula, 1127 nucleotides. NCBI's taxonomy places the organism in Eukaryota, Viridiplantae, Streptophyta, Magnoliopsida, Malvales, Dipterocarpaceae. The record is from the annotation of a GenBank genome assembly.
GAAAACAACGGAAAAUCUGGUGAGUUUCCUGGUGAGGAUACAGACAGGAAUGGUGAAAAAGGGGAUGAUUAUGAGAAGCUCUAUUUCUUCCUCAGUGUGGCAUUAGGUUUCAUUGUGGGGUUCUGGGGAGUUUGCGGCACUCUCGUCAUCAAGAAGUCCUGGAGGCAUGCAUAUUUUCGUUUCCCCAAUAAAGCAAAAGAUAGGUUUCUUGAAUUCUCAGUUAACAAUAAUUGUCUGCAAAGGGAAGGCUCCUGAAAUCCAUCAAAUAUCUAAAUUAGAAUGUAAACACGUUUCAGCUUAAGUAUCCUAGUACUUUAAUUCAUAGUAUACAAAUAUGUUGGAAUUGUACUCAAGGAUUCUUUGCUGUUCUUUUAGGCAAUAUUAUUACAUGCUUUCCAACAUGAUCUACAGGCACAAGGUAAAGCUAUUUUUCCGGGGAACAGAUUGGUGCUAUCCGUUCCCGCCGAGUGGAGCUGAAGAAGUGUACCUCCGCCAGCCACCAAGCGCAGCACAGAUGCCGCUGUGCGAACUCCAUUCUAGGCCCCCUUCCCCAGUGAUCUCCUGUCGCGUGUCAACCCCUGCAGUGCGCUCCCUCCCCUCUCCUCUUCCUCCCACUUCUCUCCCCCAAAACCCUAACGCAUUCGCCGUACUCUGGCUGACCUGAGCCUUUCAGUGCCCACACUUCCCAUCCUUACAUAUGAAAAAGUUCCCAAGGAUAUCUCAGAACGGCAUUUACUGCUUUUGGACCCAGUUCUUGCUACAGGUAUGGGUGAGUUUGGAGAUCGUUACUUUGGAACAGAUGACUGAUCCAUUUUUGGCGAGUACAGAUUGUUCCCAGUAUGUCUUCCACAAUAUUCUGAAAAGACAAUUGGGCUAUUGGUUUUUAACCAUGUAAACCAACUGCCAGCUAAGCCCGGGGACAGCAUCAAAUGUUUCAAGCUUUCAGCGUAAGUCAAGUACAAUAAAUGAAUUUCGAAUCAUUGGUUGCCUUCAUGCUUCUUUAAAUUCUUCUUUCUUUUAUGAUUAAUAUAAUGGAUAUUGUCAAUGUAUCAAAUCUGCUGGUACUUGAACUUAAUUUUUCUUGUGAAGAGUUGGAUGAUGUUUGCCACUAAACUUGUUUUCUUCAA